Messenger RNA from Xyrauchen texanus (razorback sucker), 2601 nucleotides. It is a transcript of the gene ap1g2, whose product is annotated as adaptor related protein complex 1 subunit gamma 2. The record is from RefSeq and is a predicted model, not a curated record. The coding region runs from base 196 to 2586 and encodes 796 amino acids. The transcript is spliced from 22 exons. Gene Ontology annotation, cellular component: Golgi apparatus; AP-1 adaptor complex; membrane coat. Gene Ontology annotation, biological process: receptor-mediated endocytosis; intracellular protein transport; Golgi to vacuole transport. Gene Ontology annotation, molecular function: clathrin-cargo adaptor activity. NCBI's taxonomy places the organism in Eukaryota, Metazoa, Chordata, Actinopteri, Cypriniformes, Catostomidae.
AUGGCACACCCGGAUGGCGGAAGUUGCGCUGUACUAUGAGCCUUAUGUGCAAAUUAAUGAAUGCUACUGCAGCGUAAAAAUAUUAGUACAGUUAAACACCCUAUCUGAUUUCCUGCAGUUACGUCGGCAGUUUUAACAGUAGAGGAGCGGACAGGCAUUGGUGAGUGGAAUUACUGCGCUGCCGAAGAUACAAUCAUGACUCCAUCAGUGCGUUUGCAGGAAAUGAUCCGGGUGAUCCGAAGUGCUCGGACCCAAUGUGAAGAGAGGGGCAUCAUCCAAAGAGAGUGUGCAGAUAUCCGGGCACAGUUUCGCCAGGGUGACAAUGGGGAGCGUUCGCACAGCCUGGCCAAACUACUUUACAUGCACAUGCUGGGCUACCCUGCACACUUUGGCCAGAUGGAGUGUGUUCGCCUGAUUGCCAGCACCAGGUACAGUGAGAAACGGAUUGGUUACCUGGGAGCCAUGAUGCUACUGGAUGAGAAGCAGGAUGCUAGCUUACUGAUUACCAAUUCAAUCAAGAAUGACCUUUCUCACAGCAGCCAGUUUGUCCAGUCUCUGGCUCUAUGCACUCUGGCCUGUAUGGGCUCAGCUGAGAUGUGUCGAGACUUGGCACCAGAGAUCGAACGGCUCCUCAGAGCAUCUACCUCCUAUAUUAAGAAAAAGGCCACCCUGUGUGCUGUCCACAUAAUAAGAAAAGUUCCAGAGCUCGGAGAGCUGUUCACUCCUUCAGCAAGGUCACUACUCUGUGAGAAGAACCAUGGGGUUUUGCAUGGUGCUAUAGUUCUAAUUACUGAAUUGUGUGUGCAGAAUCCUGAAACUCUUGGUCAGUUUCGAAAGGCUGUUCCUGAAAUGGUCCAGAUUAUGAAAGGUCUUGUAACAUCCAGUUAUUCUCCAGAGCACAAUGUAGCUGGUAUCAGUGACCCCUUCCUACAGGUGCGCAUUCUUAGGUUGUUAAGGAUUCUGGGUCACAAAAAUGACACUGCUAGUGAUGCCAUGAAUGAUUUGCUGGCACAGGUGGCCACAAAUACAGAGAGCAGUAAGACUGCAGGCAGUGCUGUGCUGUAUGAAACAGUCCUAACUAUCAUGGACAUCAACUCUGAGAGUGGCCUUAGGGUGUUAGCUGUAAACAUUCUGGGGAGGUUUCUUCUUAAUAAUGACAGGAAUAUUCGCUAUAUAUCAAUGACAUCACUCCAGAAGAUUGUGCAGACAGAUCACAAUGCAGUGCAGCGGCACAGAGGCACCAUUGUUGACUGCCUGAAAGAUCAAGAUUCCACAGUGAAACGUCGUGCUUUGGAACUCUCACUUGCACUGGUCUCGGCUGUGAACAUUCGCUCCAUGAUGAAGGAGCUUCUCAUUUUUCUUUCAACCUGCCCCCCAGAGCUACGAUCUCACACCACUUCUGGCAUAUUCAAUGCCGCAGAAAGGUAUUCGCCUUCUAAGCGCUGGCACAUUGAUACCAUCCUGCAUGUGCUCACCACGGCAGGGGGCGAUGUAAGAGAUGAGACUGUGCCCAACCUAAUCCAGCUUAUCACCACUGCAUCUGAACUUCACUGUUACACUGUUCACAAGCUCUAUAGAGCGCUGGUAAAAGAUAUUUCACAGCAAUCCUUGGUCCAGGUAGCAUGUUGGUGCAUAGGGGAGUAUGGAGACAUGCUGCUGAAGGGAGAGUGUGAGGAGAUAACACCUGUACAGGUUACGGAGGAUGAUGUCCUGGAUGCCUUAAAAACAGUUCUACAGUCUCACAUGUCAUCUCCAACAACCAGAGGCUUUGCACUCACUGCUACCAUGAAGCUGAGCACUCGCAUCACAGAAAAUGUCGACCGAAUCCGAAGCAUUGUCAGCAUCUAUGGCAGCUGCAUUGACUUAGAACUUCAGCAGAGGGCAGUGGAGUAUAAUGCGCUAUUCAAGAAAUAUGACCAUAUGAGAGCUGCAGUGUUGGAAAGAAUGCCUGUGAUGGAUAAAAACUCACCUGGCCACACCAACGGAGACACAUUUGCAAAGACUAUUAAGGAGCCUGACCCAUCCAAAUCAGCAGAGGAAGGUUUUUCCCCAGAACCAGCAAGCCAGGUAUAUGACCUUCUGGGUCUUCUGGGUGAGACCAAUACACCUCCUCAGCCCAGCCCAGCCCCAACCAGCACUCCACCAACAUCAACUUCUAGUGCUGAUAUACUUGACCUUCUUGGAGAACUGGAGCUUACAUCAGUUCCCAAAUCCACUGUGACUGUAUAUGAGAAGAACGGAGUGAGUCUGAAACUACAAUGUGACAAACAGACAGACACGGAUGUCACUGUCACCCUUAUUGCCUCCAAUUCCUCACAGAGUGACAUCACCAACUUUACCCUCCAGGCAGCAGUACCUAAGAGUGUUCAGCUGCAAAUGAAAGCUCCAAGUGGAAAUGUGAUUCCAGCUCAAGGACUGGGUCAAGUCACACAGACUGUUUUACUCAACAACCCUAACAAGGUGAUCCUGAAAAUACGGGUUCGAAUGUCUUAUUCUAAUCAGGGCAUGAUGUUUCAGGACACAGUACAGAUCGACUCCUUUCCUAGCCCUGCUUGGAAUUGUCAGCCAUCAAUCAGUCCCUUGUGACAGACCUAAAUGAGU